UGGGGAAUUCAGGCUAUCUCUGAACCCGCGAUAUGGAUGCAUUGACCUAUGAUGAGGUGCAUGUACACUUCACUCGGGAGGAGUGGUCCUUGCUGGAUGCAUCUCAGAAGAGACUUUACAAAGAUGUGAUGAUUGACACAUGCAGGAACUUCAUUGCUAUAGGAUACAAUUGGGAAGACCAUAAUAUUGAAGAAUAUUGUCAAAGUGAUAGAAGACAUAUAAGUUUGUCUGCCUACAUGCCAUGUAGGUCAUCUGUUUGCCUGCCUCAUGGGCCGGGAGGAUGUGUUGGAGAUGCGAGCUGCAAUGAAAACAGCAUUCUUCUUGAAGAAACAAGCAAAGACCACCUUCUUCAGCUGUCAGGACAUCUAGGCCCCAUCCGUUCUGAAGCACCACGGCUGCCAAAGAAUCGAUCUGCUUCUGGACAGCAUGCAAGAAAUCCUGUUGGGGAGAAACCUUAUGAAUAUACACAAUGUGAUAAAGCCUUCAUAUGUCAGAGUCAUCUUCAAAACCAUGAAAGAAUUCAAAGUCAAGAGAAAUCCUCUGAAGGUUUUCAACAUAGUGAAGUCCUUGCAUGUCAUAAUAGUCUCCAAAUACAUAAAAGACCAGAUACUGGAGGGAAAACCUACAAAUGUAAUCAAUGUGAUAAAGCCUUUUCACAACCCAGUAAACUUCGAGUACAUAAGAGAUCACAUACUAGAUGGAAACCCUACAAAUGUAAUCAGGGUGGUAAAGCCUUUUCACAACCCAGUAACCUUCAAGUACAUGAGAGAACACAUACUGGACAGAAACCCUAUGAAUGUAAUCAGUGUGGUAAAGCCUUUACAGAACCCAGUAAACUUCGAAUACAUGAGAGAAGACAUACUGGAGAGAAACCCUAUGAAUGUAAUCAGUGUGGUAAAGCCUUUGCACAUCGCAAUACUUUGCGCUUGCAUAACAGAACACAUACUGGAGAGAAACCCUAUGAAUGUAAUCAAUGUGGUAAAGCCUUUCCACAUCAAUCUACUUUGCGUUGGCAUAAAAGAACGCAUACUGGAGAGAAACCCUAUGAAUGUAACCAGUGUGAUAAAGCCUUUUCAUACCAGUCUUAUUUGGUCUUGCAUAAGAGAACACAUACUGGAGAGAAACCUUAUGUAUGUAAUCAAUGUGGUAAAACCUUUGCACAAAGAUCUCAUCUCCAAACACAUAAAGUAAUGCAUACAGGUGAGAAACCAUUCAAGUGUAAUCAAUGUGAUAAAGCCUAUACACAACAGAGUCAUCUCCGAAUACAUGAAAGAACACAUACUGGAGAGAAACCUUAUAAAUGUAAUCAGUGCAGCAAAUCAUUUGCAUCUCACAGUCAUCUUCAAUCUCAUGAAAGAAUUCAUACUGGAGAGAAACCUUACAAAUGUAAUCAAUGUGAUAAAACAUUUGCACAACGUUCUAGUCUCCAACUACAUAAAAGAACACAUAGUGGAGAGAAACCCUACAAAUGCAAUCAAUGUGAUAAAGCCUUUGCACAAAGCAGUAGUCUCCAAUCGCAUAAAAGAACACAUAGUGGAGAGAAACCUUAUGAAUGUAAUCAGUGUGGUAAAGCCUUUUCAUAUCACUCUGCUUUGUGUGUGCAUAAAAGAACACAUACUGGAGAGAAACCUUAUGAAUGUAAUCAAUCUUUUAAAGCUUACACACUUCACCAUCAGCUCCAAAACCAUAAAAAGUUUCAUACUGAAGAUGCCCUAUGAAUGUAAUCACUGUGGUAAAGCCUUUGAAAAUCAAAAUAAUCUACUGAAACAUAAUCAAUCUGGGAGAGGAACCCUAUGAAGGUAUUUAGCAUGGUAACAUCUUUGCAUAUUUCUCUAGACUUCAUCACUAUGAAAAUACUCAUACUGUACAGAAACCAUAUGAACAUAAGAAAUGUAGUAAGGUUUUUGGACAUCAUAGUGAUCUCAUGUGGAAAAGAAUAUAUAUUAGAGAUAAAUCGUACAAGUAUGGUAAAAGUGAUAAAUCCAUUUCACAACAUAAUUAUCUCUGAAUACAUGAAAGAAAACAUUGGUGAGAAACACUAUGAAUGUAAUCAAUGUGGGAAACCCUUUUCAUAACACUAUCAUCUUUGAAUAAAAGAACACAUACUAGAAAGAAACCUUAUGGAGGUGAACAAUGUGAGAAAGGCAUAAAACCAUUCAUACUGGAGAGAAACACUACGAAGGUAUUCAAUAUGGAAGUCUUUGCAUGUCACUGUUAUCUCCAGGUUCACAAAAAAUAAUGCUGGAGAGAAUACUUCAGAGAACACAUACUGAAGAGAAACCCUGUGAAUAUAAGCAAUGUGGGAAAGCCUUUACAUAUUAUAGUCCAUGUUAAAUAUGUAAAUAUAUAUAUAUUUAUAUGUACAUAUACAUAUAUGAGAGCCUUGUUAUACUGAAAUCCAAUAUUUAAAGGUUCUUUUUUUUCUUUUAUAUAUGUAUAUAUAUAUAUAUAUAUAUAUUUUUUUUUUCAAAACAAGAUUUCUCUGUAUAGUCCUCCCUGUCCUGGAGCUCACUCUGUAGACCAGGCUGGCCUUAAACUCAGAAAACCGCCUGCCUCUGCAUGGCAGAGUGCUGGGAUUACAGGCAUGUGCCACCACCGCCCAUCUUCAAAAAUUCUUAAAUGAAUGUAACUGGUUCCCUCUGGGUUAAGCACAAUGACCAUCACUCAAGUCAAAUAGGUUGAACAUAGUAGGAAAUCUAUAUGAAAAAAUCGUGCCUACAAUUCUUUUCCUUGGCGCAGUGGAACUGUCAACACUUAGCUACUAUGGUGAUAAUAUCCUUGGUGAUGUAAGAAACUUUGAAGUCUGCUUAGCCCACAGGCCUGUGUGUAUCAGAGUGAAAUGGUCCUGUAGUUCAUGAGUCCCAAAUUUGGGUAUCUCAGUUGACAGCAAGCAUAAUGACUUGCUGCUUAUUUCAUGUCUGAGGCAUGGUGAGAGCUUAGUAGCUAAGAGCCCUUGCUGUUCUUUGAGAAGACCCUGAUUGAGUUCCUACCACCCCAACAUUUGGUUCGUUUCUCUAAACUACCAGAAACCCUCAAAUCCAGGGGAUCCUGAUUCCCUCUUCUGGCAUCUGAAGGCAUUGCACUGACAUCUGUACAAGUCUAAAUACAGAUGUAUAAAAUUUGAUGCUAGGCAUGCUGGUACAUUACUAUAAUCUCAGCAGGCAGGCAGAUCACUAUGAAUGCGAGUUCAGCCUUGGUAGACAAAAUAAUUUGAAGAAAUGAGUUUGUUGCCAUUAAAACGUCACAACAAAAUAAAAGGAUUUUUCAUGG
Messenger RNA from Apodemus sylvaticus (European woodmouse), 3270 nucleotides. RefSeq names its product zinc finger protein 431-like. Gene Ontology annotation, molecular function: DNA-binding transcription repressor activity, RNA polymerase II-specific; RNA polymerase II cis-regulatory region sequence-specific DNA binding. The record is from RefSeq and is a predicted model, not a curated record. NCBI's taxonomy places the organism in Eukaryota, Metazoa, Chordata, Mammalia, Rodentia, Muridae. Gene Ontology annotation, biological process: negative regulation of transcription by RNA polymerase II. The transcript has 6 exons. The coding region runs from base 33 to 1718 and encodes 561 amino acids.